Effrenium voratum is the source of this 842-nucleotide messenger RNA. The record is from the annotation of a GenBank genome assembly. NCBI's taxonomy places the organism in Eukaryota, Dinophyceae, Suessiales, Symbiodiniaceae.
GCCCAGGGGGCUUUCCAAAUUUUGUGCCCAGCUCUUGCCACGCAUGAAGGCGGUUGUUGGCUUUGCCUUUGUAGCUUGUUUUGCUGAUGCCGUAGUUGGUCCUGCUGGCCAAGACAGAAACGCGAGCGCCGUCCCACAAGUACCUUUGUCUGCAGAUCUCUACCAAGCUGCUGUCCGUGAACUCCAGCAAUCCUGCGGCCACGUGUGUGUGACUGGGCUGGAUAACUUCAACAAAGACUACGCUGGCCAUGGUCUGGACGCAGCGCUUGUAGCGUUUGGGAACCACAUAUCGCAGUUUUUGGACGAGGCCAAGGCUGACUAUGGCCAAGGCAACAUCACCGGAGCCUUCCUCGUGCGAUCCGGCGCAAAAACUUUGGGUGGCCAUCGCUCAAACCUUGGCCUCGCUGACCUCUUGUCGGACGUAGCCUGCAGCUCCACAACUGCGUGCAAGCUGAAGAGCUUUUUGGCAAACGUGUGCAACUAUGGGCGGGUGGCGCUGCAGACUGUGUACCAAGUGGUCAACGUCGUGGUGCACAUAAUGGCUGUGCUGAUUACGCUGCUCUGCGGAUGCUUGCACAUCCUUACGGUGAGCUUCUGCGUGCUGCAGGGCAUCCCGCCGAUUUGUAUUUUCCCGUACAAUGUUUACAGCAAAAUAAACACAGCCAGCACACAGAUUUGGGAAGCAGUGAAGGCUUGCUUCAUGUCUGGAGCUACUGUUGCUCGCGUUGUCACGUGUCAGGCUACAACCCAGUUCUGUAUGUUGCAUGGAGGGUUGUAAGCCAGCGGCUUGGAAGAAGGAGGUUGCAGCCAAGAUCUGCCUCGAUAGCGUAUUGCGUGGAACC